UAUAUUAUUUUAUUUAAGUCACCCCCACAAACCACACCCCUAUUUUUUCUCUCUAUAUACGCAGCAAAAGAAGAGCAAAAAUAGUCUCACAUUUUUCCUCUUAUUUUUUGCCCCUCUUUUUCUUCGAAUUCAACUCCAUGAACCAUACUCUAUAGGCAAUAAAUCGACGGAUAAGGGGCAGAGAAAUGUUAAUAGAAAACUAUGAAGACGAAAGAUGACAAUCAAACUCUCUGAGUUUCUGAAUUAGCUACUUCUUUGUGUAUUUGUGUAAGGAAUUUUUGAAGGACUCUGCUCGGUAUCAUAUAGAUCGUGAAGUGUUGGUGUUCCAUUGCAAUCUAUAAAUCUCGAGUCACUUUCUCUUGCAGAUGGAUUCAUUUGAAGGGAAUGGGGAUUACAUGGAUGGUGGGCCUGCGGAUCAGUUGCUUUCUUUGGAGUCUUCUAAUAUGAGUGGCUAUCUUGGAGAGCCCGAGAUACCUCCUCGAAUUGGGAACCAGUAUCAGGUUGAAAUUCCGCCUCUGCAGGGAAACUGCACUUCUUAUAUUAAAAUGCUAGCUGAUCAGAAGAACAUAGCUGAUAUUUCCCGGGAUUUCAUGGUGGGAUUGGCCAUACCACUAAUGUGGGUCAAUCCAGGAGUUGGAAGCAUGAAACGUGAAAAGUUGGAAGAUCUGGUUGAAGCAAUAAAUGCAGUCAAUGAUAGUGUACCCUCAGAACCUGAAAGUACCGGAUUGGCCAACAUGCAUUCAGAAAAGGACAAUAUCGCAGUAAAAAUGGAGCCAUCAGACACGUUCUUGGACAAUAAGGUGACACUAGGAGAAUCAGCAAAUUUAUCUUCUGAAAAGGAACUACAGGAAAUAAGGGUCCUGCGAUAUUGUUUAGUCCCUGGCACUGUUUUAGAUAUUUGGACUGGUACUGAAAAGGCAAGUUUCGUUCUAGGUCUGUACAUCUUUGAGAAGAAUUUUGUUCAUGUUAAGAGGUUUGUUGAAACUAAAGGGACUGGUGACAUCUUGUCGUUUUAUUAUGGGAAGUUUUAUAGAUCCGAUGUGUACCGUAGAUGGUCAGAAUGUCGAAAAGUGAGAAGCAGAAGGAGUGUGUGUGGACAAAAGAUGUUCACUGGAUCGAGGCAACAGGAGCUGAUGUCGCGUCUACUUCCCCGCAUUUCAGAAGAAAACCAAAAGGCUUUAGCGGAGGUCUCUAAGGCAUUUGGGGAAGGAAAGAUAUUGUUGGAAGAGUAUGUCUUCUCUUUAAAGGCUAUGAUUGGGGUAAACAUGCUCAUUGAAGCAGUUGGCAUUGGCAAAGGUAAAUAUGAUCUUACAUGCAUGGCCUCGGAACCUUCAAGGUCCAAUCAUGCUGUACGCUCAGAACUCCCAGCUGGCAAAGACUGUUCCUCUCUUACAACUAACGAAGUAAUUAAGUUUCUAACUGGAGAUUACCGACUUAGUAAGGCUCGAUCCUAUGAUCUAUUCUGGGAAGCUGUUUGGCCCCGUCUAUUAGCAAGAGGCUGGCAAACAGAGCAGCCUAAAAACUUGAAUUACGCCGCUAAUCCCAAGAAUGCAUUGGUUUUUCUGGUUCCUGGUGUUGAGAAGUUCUCUAGGAGAUUAGAAAAAGGGAACCACUAUUUUGAUUCUGUUACAGAUGUAUUGGGUAAAGUUGCUUCAGAUACUAAGCUUCUAGAACUUGAUGCCGAAGGUGGAUGUAUCAAGAGUGAUUGGACAGAUGAGACAAAGUUAGAACAAGAUGAUCUUCCAACAAGACAACGCCCUUGUUAUCUUCAACCUCCUAACCGAUAUACGGAUGCUAUGAAGUUUACGGUUGUAGAUACAAGUCUCUCUGAUGGUAAACCUUAUAAAUUGAGAGAGUUGAGAAGUCUUCCAGUGGAUAUCUCAAACAAAUUGUCUUCUGGAAACCACGCUGAAGAGAGUGAAGAGGAGUCUACUGAUGAAUCAGACUCUGUUGGCACUUCUGUGCUUAUUGAAGCUGAGACGAAGCAUAAUAAUUCCUCUAGGAUAAUCUCCAAUGGAGAAAUGCACUCUGAUGAGGGUUACAAAAUCAAUGUUCCAAGCCAGAAGUUUCAGGAAGCUUCAAAUGAGGGCAUUCUUGCUUCUUCUACUGUACCUGUGAAUGAUUCGAAGAAAACCAAAAACAUGUGUGAAGCCAAGAAGCCAAGAAAAGUGGUACAAGCCCACUCGUUUAAGAGAUUGAAAGAAAACAGUGUGGACUUUGUAGCUCCCGUUGCCAAGCGGCGUAGGAGACUAACGGCUUGUAGUCGUGCAAGUGUCCUGGUAAAUUCUUUGAUGGAAAAAGGGAUGGGCCACCCCUCUAGCAGCAAUGACAACAUUCCGAUAGCUUCGUCUGAGGACAAGGUGUCAUCAAGCAACUCAUCAAAGAGCAGUCCUUCUCAAAGUGCCGAGUGUGCUUCUGCUGAUCGUCAUGUCUCGAAGCUUCCUGACGAGGAACCUCAAACUAGGGAAAUGAUUGACCUCAAUGAACCUCAAGUACCCGUUGAUUCAGAAUUUGAAAUUCUGAUGCCAGCAUUGACGGAAGACCGAAGUGGUAACAUGAAGAGUCCUGAUGAUGUUUGUGGUGAGUUGAAGACAUCGACACAUAGUGCUAGUAUGGAGCAACAGCAACCUAGCUUGAACUCACGUAGGCAUAGCACUAGAAAUCGGCCUCCAACCACAAGAGCACUUGAAGCUCUGGCAAAUGGUUUCUUGACUGUGAAUUCGCGGCAAAAGAGUAAAGAAGGUGUUUCAAAAAAGAAGUCGACAUCCAGGAGUUCCCGACAAACCCCUGGUGGUAUGAGGGUUACUGACUUUAGCAAUAGCACAGUGGUUUCCCAAAUGGAAGAAGAUAAAGGUGCUGUGUCUAUGGGGGGUGAUACCAACAUGUUUGGAAAAAUUCAGCAUCCACCCGAGGAGAGUGGGAUGAUAAUCUCAGGUCCAUAAAUUGGCAAGACGAUUAAAACAAGUGCUUCAAUGUCUUGUUACUCAUAUCUGUGCUCUUGCUGCAUGUGCCAUUGAUGUCUGUUAACAAUCCCUGAAAUGCUGGAUUUCACUGCUAGCUGUGACACCAGAAUGGAUGUAAAAGAGCGUUGCCUUAUAAAAAAAAUUCACCAGUAAAAAAUGUAUAUGCUUCCGGGUAAUUGUGAUACUCAAUAAUAGCAAGAGGGAGAGAAAUAUUGUUUUUCAGAUUCAAAAGAAGAGGUUUACAUUCAUUUGAUUGCAGUUGCAGCUCACUGGAAGGAGCAAAGAUUAUUCUCAGCAAAUUUCAUGCACCUUUUUUCAGAAUAGUGAUUAUGUGAUUAAUGUUGUCUCCUUUGAGAUUGUAGAUAUCUUAGUGAUUUUACUUAUAUUUAGUCCAUAGGCCAUUAAAACUU
Lycium ferocissimum is the source of this 3373-nucleotide messenger RNA. RefSeq lists its product as uncharacterized. Bases 366 to 2942 code for a protein of 858 amino acids. The transcript has 4 exons. Gene Ontology annotation, cellular component: nucleus. The record is from RefSeq and is a predicted model, not a curated record. Gene Ontology annotation, molecular function: transcription corepressor activity. Lineage: Eukaryota; Viridiplantae; Streptophyta; Magnoliopsida; Solanales; Solanaceae.